CCAUCAUCAACCCCAAGCAGGCCAAAGACAACAAGAGCUUCAACUUUGAUUACUCCUACUGGUCCCACACCUCGCCAGAGGACAUCAAUUAUGCCUCUCAGAGUCAAGUGUACAAAGACAUCGGAGAGGAAAUGUUGCUGCACGCCUUCGAGGGAUACAACGUCUGCAUCUUCGCUUACGGUCAGACUGGCGCUGGCAAGUCCUACACCAUGAUGGGGAAACAGGACGUCAAGGAUCAACAAGGAAUCAUUCCCCUGAUGUGUGAAGAUCUUUUCACGAAGAUCAACGANUUUAUCAUUUUCUCAGGUCCAAACGCUGAAGAGGAGGCGACUGAGGCUUUUCCAGUUGUAUUAGCUCGACACGACACCGUCACGGCUCGGAUACGGUUUCACGCGCGCGGCUCUCACCCUCCCUCUGACCCGUGUUCCUUGUCCUGUCUUUCAGCCAUCAUCAACCCCAAGCAGGCCAAAGACAACAAGAGCUUCAACUUUGAUUACUCCUACUGGUCCCACACCUCGCCAGAGGACAUCAAUUAUGCCUCUCAGAGUCAAGUGUACAAAGACAUCGGAGAGGAAAUGUUGCUGCACGCCUUCGAGGGAUACAACGUCUGCAUCUUCGCUUACGGUCAGACUGGCGCUGGCAAGUCCUACACCAUGAUGGGGAAACAGGACGUCAAGGAUCAACAAGGAAUCAUUCCCCUG
Messenger RNA from Plectropomus leopardus (leopard coralgrouper), 701 nucleotides. NCBI's taxonomy places the organism in Eukaryota, Metazoa, Chordata, Actinopteri, Perciformes, Serranidae. The record is from RefSeq and is a predicted model, not a curated record.